ACAGAGACAUUAAACCAGACAAUAUCUUACUAGAUGAAGACGGUCAUGUUCACAUUACAGACUUCAAUAUAGCGACAAUCGUAAAAGCCAACGUGUAUGGUACAUCAAUGUCUGGAACAAAACCUUAUAUGGCUCCAGAAAUCUUCCAGACAGCAACAGACGAUUGCAAAGGUUACUCUUAUCCCGUUGACUGGUGGUCGCUUGGUGUAUGUGCCUAUGAAAUGCUUAGAACAAAGAGACCAUAUGACAUCCAUGCGAACUCCUCCGUUUCUGACAUCCAGCACCUGUUUUCCACCACUACUGUGCAUUACCCAUCAACAUGGCACCCUUCUCUAGCAGACCUCAUAAAACAGUUCUUAUCAAUAGACCCUGUUGAGAGGAUAUCAGAUUUACAAUCUAUUUCGAAACAUUCAUUCAUGGCUGACGUAGACUGGGAUAUUGUAUUUAGUAUGGCGAUCAGACCGUCAUUUGUGCCACCGAGAGACCAUCUGAACUGUGACCCGACCUUUGAACUUGAAGAGAUGAUAAUUGAAGCAAAACCACUCCACAAGAAGAAAAAGAGACUAGCUAAGCAGAGUUCAAGAGCCAAAGACAGUAAAGAAAUAGAUGAAGAAAUGCAAGGUUCAUUAGACACACUGAGUGCGGAGUUUAGAGUCUACAACAGGGAAAGCAGGUGUAGUAAUCAUCAUGAGUUACGGCACUCCCAGGAGCUUUUCAACACACCGACCAAGACUAUCUCAAAUGCUGAAUCAGGAGUGGAUAGAGACGAUAGCUCAUUACAACAGGAGUGUGAACAACUAGAUACAUAGCCUUUUUUAACGAUGCCUUCCAUGAACUAUGGACUUGACGAAAUUGGAAGGACGAGACAUGGUUUCACCGAUGUUGGGGUCCUUUCCUUUCUUGUUCUAUCUCUCAUCAUUUUAGAUGGGAUAAAUGAUGAAAGAGGGCAGGCAGGUUGUCUAUCUAACUUUCUAUUUCAUAUACGUGACUUGUCGUGGAACACACGGAAUGGAAGUUGAACUUUGAGGAGUCAGGAAAUUAAUGAAAUGUUGAAUUCAUGGGAGAAUAUAUAAUUUGAUGUGAUCUUCCAUGUUUAAGAUAUGGUCUAUAAAAACACAUCAAGUAUGACAAUAUAUAAUACGUAUUGUUCACUUAAGAGAUUUUCAGAAACUCUAGUAACGGGUAGCUGUCUGAACAUCAGAAAUCAACCAAAUGUUCAUUUAUAAUCUUCAGAUUUUUUAAGCAUAAGUUUCAGUGUAUCAGGUCCCUUCCAAAACGUUUUGUUUAAUGGAGACAAGACCACCAGGCAUUUCACACUUCUGUUUAAUCUGCUCAACUAGUUUUUAACAUCCUCUUUUGCUACCAGUCAAAGCUUGAUAUCAUGAUCCUGUCUGUGUACCACUUUUCUUAACCUGCUGACUACUGUGACUGGGUGGUAUCUGUACAAAGUCUAUGGGAACGAUAGAAUUCAGUAGUCAACGGGUUAAAUGGGACAAAUGCCUUGUUCACACCACAUUGUCCAUCAGAGGUCAAGCAUUCUCUGGACAGUUAUGUAAUAUUUCAAAGGCUGAAGAACAUACUGAAGGAUUAGUAGUAUUUAUUUAUUCCCUGUAUUAUUUGAUUUUCAAAUAUCUAUAUUUAAUGGCAUAAUGAAAUAAUUGAAUCCAUGCUAUUAUCUUUGAACAUGUCUUUGCUAUGUUGCAAAAGGAGAAAGACACCACCCCUCCCCCAUUGCAGUGAUCUCAGCUGCAUCACAUUCAUUUGAAUCCUAAUGGUUUGUGGCAGACCAUGUUUUAAAGAAACUCCCAUAUGACCUUCAAUUUAGAGUGUUCUGAUAGAAUGCUAUGUUCCUUGAAAAAAUUAUAGAUAGGCAUUAAUAAUUUGUUUAGAUACUGAAUUAUUUGAGGGCAUUUGAUUCCCAUGUUCAUUUGUAGACUACGACAUACGUAUGCCUUAAUAGUCUGCUCAAUGUUCACUGCUAACAAAGUCGGUGGAAUGGAGCACCCUUAUAUACAUAGCAUAUGCAGGGAUACUCUGUCUGUCAUCUAUCAUGGCAAAGCAUGUUUAUUUGGGGUAAAUUAAUUUUAUCAUGUACAAUAAUUGUCAAGUUUGGGCAUGCUUUACUCCACCGACUUUCAAUGUGGAGUGUUUUGGUAGAGUGCUAUGUUCAGGAAAAGAUAUGGAGAGACAUCAAUAAUUUAAAAGUACUAAGAUAUUAGUUGUUUUUUGGACUAUGCUGUGAACACAAUAGACUGAUGUACUUACAUAGCAGUCUACCAAUUAACAUGCAAAAUGAAAUUUCCUUAUUUUAACAGAUGUUUCUUUCAAAUCUACUUAAUACCUCCAACUGAUUUGAUACACAGAUGAGCAGAGCUAUCUGAAAAUUUCAUGAAGAAAGUAUAUUGUAAUCAAGAAAGUUUUAUGUUUUAGAUUCUCAAAGGAAAAUCUAAUGCAAAAUUCAUAUUUGAAGUUUCAUAUGAAGUGAAAUUGCUACUGAAAAAUCAUCUCAGUAUAAUCUUGUCAAUGACUUUCAAUUUCUCUUAAAAAUUAACAGUGAACAACAACUCAAUUUUUCUUCUGUGACAACUCUGUAUUUUGGGCUAUGUAUGUCAUCUUUAAUAGAUGUGUACUGCUGUCCUUAUAUUUCAUUAUUUCUUGCUUGAAUAGAUGUGUAACAACUCAGUAAUGUAAACACAGAAUAUAAACAGAAUGAGGCUCUCAAUAUGUGGAUGAAACUUAUUGAUGGUUGUUUAGGCCUCAUCUUCAUUAAAGUCAAAUUGCAGAGGAGUUAUUUUCUGUCAUGGACCUUAGACUUAAACCAGUCAAGGAAAGGGGGGGGGGGUGUUGUUCUAAAAAUAGUUGUGUGUGCCCAUGAUAUUUAUAUUUAGUAAACUCUCUGUGCAUGGUAUGACAAAUGUGCAUUAUGUAGUGUAUGCAAUAUGAAAAUUUAAGUGAGAUGUUAAGUCACACUUAACUUCAACAAUCAAACUCAAUUAAAUUGAAUCAAAUAUACAGUUUGAUAGUGAUGACGCUUUUUUUCAAAUGUCAAAAGACUGAAGCAGCAGGGUACUUUAAAUGCUGUAGUUUGCUAAGACUCAUGUUGCAGAUUUCCAUUUCAAAGACAGAAAAUACAAGUUAUGUUGAAUAUUAUUUUUAUAGGUCAAAUGAAUAUCAUCUCGUUCAUUAUUGCAUGAAGCAGAUGUGCAAUACUGAAUGGUAAAUAUUAAUUAAAUUUGUUUAUGCUUGCCUUCUAUACCAAUAGGCUGGUAUAAGAUUGAACACUGUAUUAAUGAGUACUAUGUUCUGUCAUCUUUAGCUGGUAUUUUGAAAAGUUGUACUAGUUUUAAAAAACUUUGGUAGAUUUUUGUUUAGUUUGCUAACACAUAUGUUUUAUGUAUGUCACCUUGAGCAAUUAUUUUGAACAUAUGACUCAUAUUUUAAUGCUCGUUAAAGAAAAUGACCAACUUGCAAAACAUAUAAUGUUCAUAUGAAGAAGAUGAAGUAUAAUAUAACUAAAGGCAUUGUAUGCUUUGAUUGUAGAGUAGUAAUUUUUUUCUGCUAAUAACUGUUUUCUGACUUGUAGUAAUAUAAAUGCCAGGAGACGGUUAAACAGAGCUUAGCUAAUGAUCAUACUGACGAUGAGUAUUCUUGAUUGCACAGGAUGAUCAAUAUAGUCAAGCAUAAAAUCAGCCCUUCAAUCAAGCACCAAUCUUUGUGUAAACUGGGCACAAAGGGCUUGCAGAAAGGGCAUGGGCAAUAUCAAACACUGCAGAAUGAGGAAAUAAGGAGGAAAAGACCCAUGCUUAUGACAUAAUUUCUUUUCUUCUCUAAAGAUAAGCAAAAUCAAAGCAAGAUAUUGUUUAAGCAUGCCUGGCAUAGCAGGAUGUAGAAAUUGCAAAGACCAGGAGACAUAAAUAGCACGUCAAGGAACUCUUUAUGAAGGUGUUAGUUGCAUUUUUAAUUUGAAUACAUCAGCAUGUUGCUAUUACAAUUUACAAUGUACUUGUAUUCGUCACCAAUGGAUGCGUUGUUCCUGUCCAGUUAAUGUAAUGAAAUGCACAAUUCAAAAUAAUAUAUUGAAUAAUCAAGAUAUUGGAAGUGGUGUUUAUCUCAAUCAGUGAUACACUUCUAUAUCUAACUUGCCAGUAAGCUUCAUAUCAAAACUUGCUACAGUGUUUUUUGUUACAUGUAUAUGACGUGUUGUUAAAUUAAUUAGACAGGGUCAAAAUUAUUUUAAAAAACAAUUUAAUGGAUUAUGUUUAGAUUUCAAUUUUGUGAUUUGUUUUUAGUUGACUAAGAAAUUAUGUGUAUGCCUUUAAGUUAAAACCUUGAGGACAGUCCUCAUGGAAGAGAAUUAUCACCCUGCUAAAGUUCUCUAUUUGGUUUGAACCCAGGUUAUCGGAUUACAAGACCAUUGCUCUACCGAGUGAAUCACCACCAUCAUAUUUUGAUUGGCUGAAGACUUAAUCAAAUGAGAAUUAUUUGGGCUGAGCAACUCAAUACAAUAAUAUGAAGAAAAAAAUUCUGGUGGCUAGAUACAUGAAUUUUUAAUUUUACAUAUUAUGAUUUUAGUUCCGUUAAGUCAAAAUAUCACAGUCUACGAUAUCAUAUGAAGAUUUCAUUAUUGAUGUAACUUAAGAUUAAGUAUUUGGAGACAUGGUGAAACGUGACUUGCUGAAAAGUAAGAGAAAUAUCAUUGAAAUAGAGAAAGAAAGAUCAGGGAGUUAAGUGUGAGAUUGAGUGGAUGUUUGAGAAAGAGAAACAGAGACUCACAUUGAGAAAGAGAGAGGGAGAGAGAGAGGGGGGAUUUUUCAAGAUUAAGUAGAUUAGAUUACAUAUAUGAAUGUUAAAAAGAUGAUGGAAGUGAGAAUCAAACGGUGUGUUUUAAUUGAUUCUUUGAAGUUCUAAUGAGUGCAAAUUAAGAAUAUCAAAUCUCUCCGACCAAUCCUCUAUGUAGGGCUAUGUUGUUGAAAAUAUAAUGUGCAAUCAAAGUGACAAAAGCUUCAAAAGUUUUCUUUAUUUAGAUAUUUACAAAAGAGAAUGUCAUAGUGAUAUGUCUUAUUAAAAAAUAAAGGCAAAAGUUGUUGUGUAGUCCUUAUGUAUGUUGUGUUAACAUUUUGAUCUGUACAUUAUGUACAAGUACUGAAUACUUUAGAUAUUUCUAUGAAUCUAUGCUGUCCAGUUUAGUGAUUUUGUACAGAAAUAAGUUUCUAUAUAAAUUUAGAAUGAAUGUACUGUAAAUACACUAUUUCACACAGACUAUCUUGUAUGUAAAAGAAAAAAAAAGAUGCUGAAAAAAUCACUUUUAUUUGUCAUAUUUUGACUUUGUGAGUUUUUGUGACUGGUAGAGAAUGCUUGAUUGAAGAAUUCUUCAUUUUAACAUGCUGACUGGGAUAUUGUGAUUAAAACAACAUCAUGACUUUUAA
This is a messenger RNA of Lytechinus pictus (painted urchin), 5426 nucleotides long. RefSeq names its product serine/threonine-protein kinase 32B-like. Gene Ontology annotation, biological process: protein phosphorylation. Gene Ontology annotation, molecular function: ATP binding; protein kinase activity. The transcript is spliced from 8 exons. The coding region runs from base 108 to 809 and encodes 233 amino acids. Lineage: Eukaryota; Metazoa; Echinodermata; Echinoidea; Temnopleuroida; Toxopneustidae. The record is from RefSeq and is a predicted model, not a curated record.